This is a messenger RNA of Sesamum indicum (sesame), 1562 nucleotides long. Its product is annotated as 2-carboxy-1,4-naphthoquinone phytyltransferase, chloroplastic. The record is from RefSeq and is a predicted model, not a curated record. Lineage: Eukaryota; Viridiplantae; Streptophyta; Magnoliopsida; Lamiales; Pedaliaceae. Gene Ontology annotation, molecular function: prenyltransferase activity. Gene Ontology annotation, cellular component: membrane. Gene Ontology annotation, biological process: phylloquinone biosynthetic process.
UUCAGGCACAAACAUCUCAUGCAUUUGUCUUAGAAAGUCGAAGCCAUAAUAAGCUUCUUCUCCAACUUCAUCCGGCCUGAGCAAUGGCAGCCGCCGCCGCAUUCUGCAACGUAAACAACGCCUAUGGGAUCAAGAAACUCAGCCAAGACAGUAACCUUGUCAAGAACCACCAUCUUCAGAGGAAUUACUCAGUAUUAUCCACUCCAUGUCCCGUGCAAGGGCCGCUCCUUCGUAGCUACAACACGACACAGACACGUUACGAUCAAGCAUUCACAAGUAUGUUGAGAGCUAAGCAAGAACAUGCGCGGAAUAGAAGUUUACUUGAGUGCAGAGCAGAGCGUGGUAGCGUUCUCACUGAGAAGGAAUUGGAGAAGGACGAAGACGUGUCACGAGCGAUGUUGAUAUGGAGAGCCAUCAAAUUACCAAUGUACACCGUUGGCUUGGUUCCUGCUUCUGUAGGAGCUGCAGCUGCUUAUUUGGAAACAGGGCUUUUUUCUCCCGAACGUUAUUUCGGGAGCUUAGCAGCUUUUGUACUUAUAAUCGCUUGGCUCAACUUAAGCAACGAUGUGUAUGAUUAUGAUACAGGCGCUGAUAAAAACAAAAAGGAGUCUGUUGUGAAUCUGGUCGGCAGCCGCACGGCCAUCAAUAUUCUCGCGUGGUUACUGCUUGUACUUGGUUUCGGGGGCCUUAGCUGGGUAGCAGACGAGGCUGGGAGCGGGCGAUCUCUGCUACUGUUAGCUUGUACAGUGUUUUGCUGCUUCAUUUACCAGUGCCCACCGUUUCGUUUGAGCUACCUCGGACUUGGAGAACCCUUAUGCUUUGCAGCAUUCGGCCCGUUCGCCACAAUUGGUUUUUAUUUGCUCCAGAGCGGCACAAGUGAGCUGCCAAUAUCCAGCACCGUCAUCUCAGCAUCAACUCUUGUUGGCUUUACGUCGUCCUUGAUCCUCUUAUGCAGUCAUUUCCACCAGAUAAAGGACGAUGAAGCUGUAGGAAAAAUUUCUCCUUUGGUGAGGCUUGGGACUGAAGCGGGUGCAAAUGUAGUAAAAAUGGCUGUUCUAGGGCUCUACUGGCUUGUAUUUGCUUUCGGACUAGCCGACACUCUUCCUUAUGCUUCGCUCAUUUUCUGCACUGCGACUCUUCCCAUGGGGAAUUUAGUAGUUAGCUUCGUCCAAGAGAACCACAAGGACAAAUCAAAAAUAUUCAUGGCUAAGUAUUUCUGUGUGAGACUCCACACUAUACUUGGAGCAGCUUUGACUGCUGGGCUGGUGGCAUCCAGACUGCUUCCAGGAGAGCAACUUCCAGAGUUGAUUGACAACCUCAAACUUCACUUAUUAGGAGCGUAAAGAUGUGGUCAACACUCUCUCAGCAAUUAGUAACUAGUGUGGGCAUAUAUACAUAAUAAAGGAGGAAUUAUUGAAAGCUGCAGAUCCCUAUGAGGAUUGGAAGAUUAUUAUUAAAAUAUAUGUUUGGUUUUGACAUUUUCAAAGCAACCAUUUUUUGUUUAAUAAUGAUGUAAGAGGGAUAGCUUCAAUCUACCAACUUCUCUCUUUCCUUUUUUUUUG